GCUAGGACAAAAGAGAUGAUUUUUAUUUCACACUAAGGCCUGGAACUGCCUAUUGAACAAACAUCCUGAUCAGGCAACAUACGAAUGGCCCAAGGAAGCCAGCAAAUUGAUUUUCAGGUUUUAAAUGACCUGCGCCAAAAAUUUCCUGAGGUACCUGAAGUUGUUGUGUCCAGAUGCAUGUUACAGAAUAAUAAUAAUUUGGAUGCCUGUUGUGCAGUUCUCUCUAAGGAGAGCACAAAGUAUCUCUACGGUGAAGGAGACAUUGGUUUUUCAGAUGAUUCUGGCAUUUCCAGCCUGCGAAAUCACAUGACAUCCCUUAAUUUGGAUUUGCAAUCACAGAAUGUGAAUCUCCAUGGAAGAGAAGGAAGUAGAAUGAAUGGAAGUAGGACUUUAACUCAUAGUAUUAGUGAUGGACACCUUCAGACCAGCCUGUCCAACAGUGAAUUGUGUCAUCAGGAACCACAGACUGCUCCAGUCCAAGUUCCACAGGGAUUCUUUGGCAUAUCUAAUACUCCUAGUAGUUCCAAUCCAGGACAGCAUUUUGGAUUUCACUUGGGCAGUAAAGGAUCUUCUGGCUUGGCUCAGCAAAUACCUAGAUUUAAUCCCAUUAUGGUAACUUUAGCCCCAAAUAUUCAGCCUGGUCGGAAUACCCCAACAUCUUUGCACAUACAUGGUGUACCUCCAAUAAACAGUCCACAAGGCAAUUCUAUCUACAUUAGACCUUACAUCACAAAUCCAAGUGGUACAACUCGCCAGAAUCAGCAAAAUCCAGCUUGGAUGUCUCAGUUCAAUCCUAUGCAUUCUCAGCAAAACUACCAGCCUUCACAUUCAAAUCCCUGGACAACUAUUCCCACAACCAGUUCCUUGACACAUACCUCAUCACAACAGCCAAACCAGCAAGGCCAUCAGACCUCUCAUGUGUAUAUGCCUAUAAGUUCUCCUACAACUCCCCAAGCACCUACAGUUCAUUCAUCUGGUAGCUCACAAUCUUCUUCAGCCCAGAGCCAAUAUAAUAUCCAAAACAUAUCAACAGGACCUCGUAAAAACCAAAUUGAAAUCAAACUUGAACCACCGCAAAGAAAUAAUUCAUCAAAACUUCGUUCUACAGGUCCCCGCUCAUCCACAAAUUCCUCUUCCAGCAACAGCCAGACUUUAAGUAGAAGUCAACCCACUGUUUACAUAGCUGCCAGUCCACCAAAUACAGAUGAAAUAAUUACACGAAGUCAGCCUAAGGUGUACAUUUCAGCCAAUGCUUCUGCAGGUGAUGAACAACUUGUACGGAAUCAGCCCACACUCUUCAUAUCAACAAAUCCAGGAGUUACUGCCACAUCUAGGAAUAUGUCUGGUCAAGUUAGCAUGGGACCUGCCUUUAUUCAUCACCACCCUCCCAAAAGCAGAACAAUUGGAAACAAUGCUUCUGCCACUUCUCCCCGAGUAGUGGUUACUCAGCCUAACACAAAAUACACUUUUAAAAUUACUGUUUCUCCAAAUAAACCCCCUGCAGUUUCACCAGGUGUGGUGUCCCCAACUUUUGAACCUACAAACCUUCUAAAUCUUCCUGAACACUUUGCAGAAACAGAAAAUAUCCAACACCUUACUGACCCUGUUUUAGCACAUGUCGAUAGGAUUAGUGAAGCACGAAAACUGAGCAUGGGAUCUGAUGAUGCAGCCUAUACACAAGGUAAUACUUUUAU
Messenger RNA from Python bivittatus (Burmese python), 1694 nucleotides. The record is from RefSeq and is a predicted model, not a curated record. NCBI's taxonomy places the organism in Eukaryota, Metazoa, Chordata, Lepidosauria, Squamata, Pythonidae.